This is a messenger RNA of Oppiella nova, 975 nucleotides long. NCBI's taxonomy places the organism in Eukaryota, Metazoa, Arthropoda, Arachnida, Sarcoptiformes, Oppiidae. The record is from the annotation of a GenBank genome assembly.
AUCGAGUCCAACUCCGUGGUGAUCCGGUACAGCAUACCCGACACGCAACAGGGUAAGGAUCAACAGAUCCGGGAUGCCGAUAUUGACCUGUAUGUGGGUGGUACCAAGCUCAAAUCGCUGACGUUCACCAAUAAGUACAGUUGGUAUUACGGCGGCUACCCGUUCAACAACAACCCCAGCAGUGGUAACCCCCACCACAUGUACGACUCGGUGCGUACGCUGUUGGACAAGACCUACCCGGCCGGCACUAAGGUUAAGGUACAGGUGGUGUCGACUGACAAAUCACCCACUUUCACUAUUGAUCUGGCUGAUUUUGAGUUGGUGGGCAAACCCCUUGAACAACCAGCCGGUUCAUUGUCUGUCGUAGAUGCCGGUGCUGACCCUACCGGAAAAACCGACUCAACCAAGGCUUUCCAAAAGGCCGUUGAUGAUGGUCAUGGACAAAAGAAAACAGUAUGGAUUCCCCAGGGUGAAUACCUGCUCUACGACCACGUCAUUGUGGACGAUGUCACAAUUACCGGUGCCGGACCCUGGUACUCGGUGUUGGGCGGCAGACAUCCUCAAGAUAAACAAAAAUCUGGUGGCAUUUUCGGCAAAUAUGACGCCGAUGUUCCCGGCGGUAGUAAAAACGUAAUGCUUUCCAACUUUGCCAUCAUUGGCGAUAUCAGAGAGCGAAAUGAUAACGCACCCACCAAUGCCCUUGGUGGUUCCCUGUCCAGCUCGGUGAUCGACAACUUGUGGCUGCAGCACGUGAAGUGUGGUGGGUGGUUUGACGGCAAAAUGGACGGCCUGGUCAUCAAGAACACCCGUAUCGAGGACACCACCGCCGACGGCGUCAACUUCCACAAGGGGGUCACCAACUGUGCCGUACAGAACUCGUUCAUCCGAAACACCGGUGACGACGGUCUGGCCAUGUGGUCCGAGCAGUUCCCCAACAAGAACAACAAGUUCCUCAACAACACCGUCGGUAUUCCC